AUGUAUCCGCGAUCAAUGACAAAUGGACUUGCCGCAAGUCUGCUAUUUUUCAUUUUUCUCUUUUUUCUUGCCAGGUACGAAGAUUAAUUGGAAAACUGUGGGAAACUUUUGAAAAAAAACCGAAUUUUUAAGGCAUAUUCGAAAUUUGGAUUGGAGUCGAACCGAAGACGAUUUGAAUAAUUUGGAAAGCGGAAAAUUGCCACCGGCUUAUAAUCAAAUACCAUCAAGUCCACCGCCAACUUAUCAGGUACUUUUUAAAUUUUUGAUAAAAAGGUUGUUGAAAAUUAUAGAUGAAAUAUAAAAACUGAAUUUUGACAAAAGUUUUAGAAAUUUAUGACAAUACAAAUUUUUUUGAGAUGAGUAUUUGAUUUUAAAAUUUGGAAUAUUUUUCUAAUCAACUUUCAUUUGUAAAUUUGAUUUUUAUAUUGUUUUCACGCUUCAUUUUUGAAAUCUUCAAAAUUCUCAAAAAAACCCAUGUUCACUCAAAUUCUACACCAUCAGAUAUUAUGUGUUUUUGGUGACCUUCUCAUGGUGUCUUUUAUUUUUCUGUCUUGUCACUAAUUUAUUUAUUUAGUUCACUCACAUUUAUCUACAAAGCAAAAAAAAGACAUAAGAAUCAAUUUGGGAUAAUUGAACCGUGAAAUUGAAAUUGCUUUUUCUUUUCUUUUGAUGAAUCUUCCUUCGUUCAGUAAAAACAUGUUUCUUCGAAUCACAAAAUUUUCAUAUUAGUUCAUUUGAAAAAUCAAUGAUAAUUUCCUCUUUUUUCAGGAAGCCAUUGCUAUGAAGUUCUAA
Molecule: messenger RNA, 792 nt
Organism: Caenorhabditis angaria
Lineage: Eukaryota; Metazoa; Nematoda; Chromadorea; Rhabditida; Rhabditidae
Source: the annotation of a GenBank genome assembly